AUGGCAACUAAUCACCGAAUAUUUCUUCUGAAGCCUCUCUCUCAACUGCCUGAUUUUCGCGUCCACCCUUGCCGUGAACCCGAUCUUCGUAUUCUCCCGAGCCUUCGACCUCUCGUGUCUCCACAUUUGCCCGUCUUCAAUAUCCUUCUUAUAAUACUUAAUCUCCUGAAUCACGUGAUGGUCGAGCGGGUUAAACGACCUCUGGAAAGCAAUGUGCACAAAAUACGGCAAGUUGCACAACACAAGAACCCUAAAGGCAUUGACCUGAAGAGCAUACGAGAGCUCGCCAUAGACAAGGAGGAAGAAAUACCAGGUGACGACACUUCCCCAGACGAGAAUAUGUUGUAUCCAGGUGAAGUGGGACAUGGUAAGGGCAAUCUGGGAAUUUACGGCCCAGAUGACACAUGUCAUCAUGGCAGUCCCCACGGCAAUCAUGUCGGCCGUUUGGCCACCGGCUCGGAAAGCUUGGUCGUAAUAGAUUAUGAUGUUGAGGAAGAAGAUGAUGAGGGAUGUGUAGAGGCCAUUGGCCAUCCACCCGAAUAUCCUCUGCCAGUCGAAGAAGAGGUUCUUCGGGCCUUGCUGGUAAAGGGCCGGGAACUGCAUCAAUCGACAUCCUGUUCAAAGACUCCAAGAGAAAUGACCGGCAAUGACGUGAGAACAACAUUGAACAGCAGCAUGUACCAGUCAUCAUACACCGACUGCCCAGAAAAACCAGCAAAUGCCUCGAAAUAG
Molecule: messenger RNA, 732 nt
Organism: Striga asiatica
Lineage: Eukaryota; Viridiplantae; Streptophyta; Magnoliopsida; Lamiales; Orobanchaceae
Source: the annotation of a GenBank genome assembly